AAAUACAUAAUGCAUAGCCACGGGCAUAGGCACAUACAUUCUCAUUGUAGUCGGUCCUUCUAGAAAAGUGAUCAAGAAGAAAGAACGGAUUUAUAUUGAUUAACACUAUCCAAAUUGCUUUCUACUUUGAAGGCUCAGAGCUCCGCGACUAAACAAGAUGCAAGCAAACUGCUCGAAUCAAGACGCGUCGAAAGCUAAAUCGGCGCAAGAUCCGAAGACGGAUAGCGAGACGUCGUCGAGUCCGAGGCGAUCACCAGAAAUUGUAAUUUAUUGCAAAAUAAACGCAUCAUCUCAUAAUUUUCGAAAUGGAUGAUUUCGAUUUGUUGUUAAUUGCUCUGGUCAACAUGGGAGCACUUUUGGUGCAACGUCGUAGAAACCGUAAACGUCAUUGUCGCCGUCGGCGUGUCUGGGUACGACCAAUUAACACAAGGAGAAGACAGCAAGGAGCGUUUUACAAUCUUUUUCAGGAGAUGAAAACAGAUCCGCAAAUGUUCCACAAGUAUACACGUAUGACACUGCCAACAUUCCAGCUCUUAAUGGACAUUGUUAAUCCAAGUUUAAUGAAACGAAGUCCACAGGCACUUGAACCAGAGCAAAGAGUUGCUGUUACAUUGCGAUUUCUGAUUGGAGACAAAGUUCCAGCAGUUGCUUUUGCCUAUCGUGUUGGUUUAUCAACAGUACAUAAAAUAAUUAAAGAUACGUGUGACGUAUUUGGAAGACUUCUUGGUCCUAUCUAUCUACGAGUUCCUUCAAAAGAAGAAUAUUUACAAAUUGCUGAGGGUUUUUGGACAUUAUGGAAUUUUCCACAUUGCUUGGAGGCAAUUGAUGGAAAACAUGUCGAUGCUCAAUACCCCCCUAAUUUUGGUACGCUGUACUUCAAUUAUCACAAACGAUACAGCAUCGUACUUUUGGCUGUGUGUGAUCACAAUUAUCAAUUCACUUUGAUGGAUAUUGGGUCAAUGGGGAAGAAUAGUGAUGCGGGAAUUUAUGGGAACAGCGACUUGAAUGUGACGAAUAAGAUGCUGGAUAUUCUAGAAGGAACCAGUUGCUUAAGCGGAACCGAUAUACAAGUGCCUUAUUUUUUUAUUGGGGAUGAAGCAUUUCUCAUUGGAAAGCAUUUGAUGCGGCCAUAUGCUGGACGGUAUUUGGGGGAACGCAAAAACAUAUUUAAUUAUAGACUUUCGCGAGCCCGGCGUAUAAUAGAAAAUACAUUUGGGAUUUUGGCAAAAAAGUGGGGCAUAUAUAACAGACCGAUCGCUGCGAUUCCUGAAAAUAUCAAUAAAUAUAUUUUGGCAACUGUAUGUUUGCACAAUUUCUUAAGAAACAAAGAAGGUUAUAUUUUACAAUUUGAAAACAAUGAUGAAAUUAUUGAAAAUAACGAAAAUGGUGCAGCAUUUGCGACGCACAUUAGGGACUCUCUUUGCAAUUAUUUUAUGACUCCAAAUGGAAUGGUCAAUUGGCAGCAUGAUUAUGUAACGAGAGGACAAAAUCAAGACUUUAUCUACACGUAAACAUUUGAUCGAUUGAUUACACACGUGUCAUAUUGUGAAAUGUAAUGCUAAUAUGUAUUUAUUGUGUGAAUAUAAAAUAAACAGUAUAAACAGUAUAACA
This is a messenger RNA of Temnothorax curvispinosus, 1611 nucleotides long. Its product is annotated as protein ALP1-like. The record is from RefSeq and is a predicted model, not a curated record. Bases 306 to 1511 code for a protein of 401 amino acids. The transcript has 4 exons. NCBI's taxonomy places the organism in Eukaryota, Metazoa, Arthropoda, Insecta, Hymenoptera, Formicidae.